This is a messenger RNA of Arabidopsis arenosa, 1583 nucleotides long. The record is from the annotation of a GenBank genome assembly. Lineage: Eukaryota; Viridiplantae; Streptophyta; Magnoliopsida; Brassicales; Brassicaceae.
AACCUUAUUUUAAUCUCCCACCUGAUUUGAGCUGUUUUUCUUUUUCGAACUCUCCGUCACUUUCAAUUUCCUCCUCUGAAUCUUCUGAAAGAUACAGAUCUCUGGAUUCGAAAAAGCUUGAGCUGCGUUAAUGGCGGAGGAGAAAUGGGUGGUGAUGGUGACGGCACAGACGCCGACGAAUAUCGCCGUGAUUAAGUAUUGGGGAAAGAGAGAUGAGGUUCGGAUUCUCCCCAUUAACGGUAGUAUUAGCGUCACGCUUGAUCCUGAUCACCUCUGUACUCUCACCACCGUCUCUGUUAGUCCUUCCUUUGAUCGAGAUCGAAUGUGGCUCAAUGGCAAGGAAAUCUCGCUUUCUGGAAGUAGGUACCAGAAUUGCUUGAGGGAAAUUCGAAGUCGUGCUGAUGAUGUUGAAGAUAAAGAAAAGGGUAUCAAGAUUGCUAAGAAGGAUUGGGAGAAAUUGCAUCUGCACAUUGCUUCUCAUAAUAAUUUCCCUACUGCUGCUGGCUUAGCAUCUUCAGCUGCUGGUUUUGCUUGCUUAGUUUUUGCUCUUGCCAAGUUGAUGAAUGUAAAUGAAGAUCCAAGCCAACUUUCUGCUAUAGCAAGGCAAGGUUCAGGAAGUGCUUGCCGUAGUUUAUUUGGGGGAUUUGUCAAGUGGAACAUGGGAAAUAAAGAAGAUGGAAGUGACAGUGUUGCUGUUCAACUGGUAGAUGAUAAGCAUUGGGAUGAUCUUGUUAUCAUUAUUGCUGUGGUUAGUUCACGAGAGAAGGAAACUAGCAGCACCUCGGGAAUGCGUGAGAGUGUUGAGACAAGUUUGCUUUUACAGCAUAGAGCAAAGGAAGUUGUCCCAGUACGAAUACUGCAAAUGGAAGAAGCUAUAAAGAAUCGAGAUUUCACAUCUUUUACAAAAUUGACGUGUUCAGACAGUAAUCAAUUUCAUGCUGUUUGUAUGGAUACAUCUCCACCAAUAUUCUACAUGAAUGACACCUCCCACAGUAUAAUCAGCUUAGUUGAAAAGUGGAACCGUUCUGCCGGUACACCAGAGAUUGCUUAUACAUUUGAUGCUGGCCCAAAUGCAGUCCUGAUUGCAAAAAACAGGAAAGUAGCAGUUGAAUUGAUGCAGGGACUGCUCUACUGCUUCCCUCCUAAGCCUGACACAGACAUGAAGAGUUAUGUACUGGGCGAUACAUCGAUUGUAAAAGAGGCAGGCUUGGAAGGAGAGCUCCCACAAGGAAUUAAAGACAAGAUUGGAAGUCAGGAUCAAAAAGGUGAAGUGAGUUAUUUUAUAUGCAGCAGACCUGGAAGAGGUCCUGUGGUGCUUCAAGACCAAACUCAAGCCCUUCUCCAUCCUCAAACUGGCCUCCCCAAAUAACCAUUUAUAUGUCUUGUUACUACUGCAACUCUGAGAUUUGCAACAGCUUGUCUUUUGCUUUGCCACCUCCUACUCUUGUCCUAAGAGAGCACUCAUCUGAAUCUUUUCCUAAUUAUUUGUGUUUACAUACAAUUUCUUCUGCAUCGGGUGCUUCUAAAUGCCAUACGUAGAUGCAAAACUCAAUAUUGCAAACGAAUUAAGAUCUUGAUGCUAA